GCGAAGGAAUCUGGAAUAAAAUCAGACCCAUUUUACUUGGGGCCCGACAGGAAACGAUUGCGAUGGAAGGAAAGAAUAAAGAAAAAGAGGAAAGAAUAACACGGAGCAAAAAAAAAAAAAGAUCGGCUACGUAGCUUUGAGCAAGAGACAUGAAAGAGAGAAGAAAAGGAAGGAAGGAAAGGAAAGAAGGAAGGAAGGUAUGGAUUUGAGAAAGAACAAGAUUUUGCAAGACGGGAAAAGAGAAGGAGGAAGAUGUUAGUGCCAGUACUAAAUUGCUGCGACUGAGAGAGAGGAAAAGAGGCACGCAGAGCUGUGAUCCCGACACUCAAGACUCUUGUUUCGUCUCCUAAUUCGGUGCAGUGUUUCCUUGGUUUCCUCCUCCAGCCUCCCUCCCCCCCCACCCUUCCUCACCACGUCAUUCAGAAGCCAGUGACGUAGGGUUCCCCCAAGCCCGUGGAAGCGGGGGGGAGCUGGCUCUGGCAACCCUCUCCCUCCAUUGAUCUGAACAAGUCUUCCCGCCCCAUUUUCCUUAAUAUGCCAGUGCCCACACUCCCAACCGCCUAUAAAAGAUGGAAAGCAGGCAUCUUCGACAGAUCCACAGGCAGGCAUCCGAGAGAGAAAGAGAGAGAAGGAGAGAGAGAGAGAGAGAGAGAGACGGAGGCGGCUGAGCUGCGCGGAUCUUCUUCCCAGCCAAGAUGUACCGGUCCACGAAAGGAGCCUCCAAGGCACGGCGCGAUCAAAUCAACGCGGAGAUUCGACAUCUCAAGGACCUGUUGCCGAUUGCCGAAGGAGAUAAACUUCGGCUCUCUUAUCUCCACAUCAUGUCGCUGGCUUGCAUCUACACUCGGAAAUCCAUCUUCUUCUCCAAAGGUGAGACUUUGGAAGGCCUGGAGGGCUUGCUUUCUUCCCUGGACUUAGACGAUUUCAUGCAGACCCUUCCCGGUUUCCUUUUGGCGUUCACGGGCGAAGGCAAACUCAUCUAUGUGUCGGAGAGCGUGGCUGAGCACUUGGGACAUUCUAUGGUGGAUUUAGUGGCCCAAGGAGACAGCAUCUACGACAUUAUUGAUCCAGCAGAUCACUUUGUGAUGAAGACUCAGUUGGCGUUGCCUUCUCCAUUAAAUACCGAACGCCUCUUCCGUUGUCACUUCAACACUUCCAAGACAAUCCGGCGUCAAAGCGCAGGAAAUAAGCUGGUUCUGAUUCGUGGACACUUCCACCAACCUCCUCCAGGUUCUUAUUGGUCCACCAAUCCUGUCUUCACGGCCUUCUGCACUCCUCUAGAUCCUAAGCCCAGAAUGGGUCAGAAUUCGUUCUUCCUCUCCGCUUUUGAGAGUCGCCACACAAAAGACCUGGCCAUCGUAGAUAUCUCUGAAAGCGUGAUCUUCCACCUGGGCUUUGAGAAAAGCGAGCUCUUCUGCAAAUCAUGGUACGGCUUGAUCCAUCCUGAAGAUCUCAGCCACGCUUCAGCCCAGCAUUACCGACUGCUCGGUGAUCAAAGCAACGCGCAAACCGAAAUGGUGAUCCGUCUCCAAGCGAAAGAUGGCGUAAGCUGGAUCUGGAUCUACUCGCUGCUUCGCUUGGAGAAUGCAGAGACUCCCAUCGUUUCUCACAACUACGUCAUCAGCGAUUCCGAAGCCUGGUGCCUGAAGCAGCAAAUCUCCGCCGAAGGAUCCCAAGGCCCGUACGCUCUUGAAAGUAGCACCACCUUCUUGGAAACUCUUCUGUCUCCUGGACAACUGUCCAGUCCUGAUCAAGUCUUCACGCCCAUAGCUGGCACUCCCACCGCCACUCUUGUGGCCCCGACAUUCGACUUCAGCACCACCGGGGUCCCCGAAGGCCCUACAGCGUUCGGCGAGCCUCCGGAAGGCCUUCCUGAAGAGAUGAUGGAACCUGGGAAUAUCUCCUCCAUCGAGGACGCCCCGCCAGGUUCCUCCCUCAGCCUGCUGGUCAAAGAGCCUGGCUACGGGUACGUCAUCCUCCCGCCAGGACGUUACGGACCGACGUUUGCAAGCGAGAAGCCCAGCGGCAAAUCUGCAUCCAAAGAUUUGCUCUGCACCCCUCCUUACACCCCUCACCAGAGUUCGUCUUUCCUCUUUGGAGCCCAGGAGCUUUACGGAGCCCACGGUGGAGGCGGCCCCACGGCCUUGCCAUCGGGGACGGCGGCUUCCGGUGCCAACUCUCCCGCCAGUCUCGCCGCUGUGACCGAGCUGUUCUACGCCCAAGAACCCUGCAAUGUUCUCUAUGAGAAACUCCCCCCGACGCCGGAUAGCCCCGGUAACGGGGGCUGCGCCGUCAUGAGCUUACCGGAGAUCCGAGGUCCCCUCUACGUUGAUGUGCCUAUGGUACCCGAAGGGAUCUUGACUCCGGAGGCUUCGCCCAUCAAGCAGACUUUCUUCCGAUAUUCCGAGAAGGAGAAGAACGAAAUCGAACUGCUGGCUCAGCAGAUCUGUAGCCUGGCGGAGACUUUCGGUUCCGCCACUUCCCAAGAACUCGCCGAAGACGGCGCUGGGACUCUCCGAGAGGACGCGCCGUGCCCCGGCCCUGAACUGUCUCCCGCGCCCGAACCUUGCCCGGAUUUCCAACUGCCCAAAACCUGGAGGAGCGUCGACUUCUCUCUCUUGACCUGCCUGGAGGAAGACAACCUCCUGGAAGAAAACGCUCUUGAGACCCUCCUACAAGACCUGUCGACCUUUCUCUUUGAGAAAGGGGGGGCAGGGAUGAGGUGCCCCCGCCACCAGUUCUGCGGUGGCGACGUCAGUAGUCCAAUCGGCUUGGACACCGAAGAUAGUAGCCCAGGAGCCUUCGCUCCCUCGCCAAGGAUGGACUUAGCUCCAGAAGAGCCAUGUUUUUUGGAAGACCUGACUGCCUUCGAAACAGCCUUUGAGACACGUGCCUCAAACUCUCCCUCUAAGGGGUUAGAUGAGUUGUAUCAACUCCAGAGCCAAAGUCCGAGAGGCUUCCAAGAAGAUGGAAGCGAAAACGAUCCUUCAUUUUGAAAUAAGUCUGUGACUUACUUGCUCCACGUAUGGCAUAUUGUCAUAUCUUUAAGAAGCUACAUCCACCAAGAAUUUUCCCCAACCCUCCGGAAGUAUCCUGCGGAUUUAAAAACAAAAAACCCUGCAAAACCCUGCACCCAACAGUUUCCGUUGGAGGGGUUUUUGGCAGGGGAAAAAAAAACACUUUUUUUUAUUAAAAAAAAAGGAAAGACAAGAAAAGAAAAACAAGCAAACCAUAGAUCUUGAUUCUGAGAUGUCGGUGUGAGACUAGUUACUCAGAGCUAAGGGAAGGACUUGUUGUAAGUGGAUUCACACAUGCUAUCGUAUUCACUCGUAGUGAGAAAACCUCUAUGUAAUUUACUAAGAAAUACCAGAGGGGGGGGGGGCUUUGGGCCCAACGGCUCCUUAAAUCAUGAUUUAACGCCAAGUUGGAGCAAAGCCUUUUGCACCUUUGGGGGAUUUGUUUCCUCGUCCGGUCACUUAAUCUUUCGCCCCUGCUCCCUGGAGUAAAGAAUGUGUAGGUGGUACGAAUACCUACGAUAGUAAGGGCCAAUGGCUGGUAAUGCAAUAAUGGAUUUUAUUGCCUUGCUAUUCUCGCGUAGUGUAUUUCUGUUUGUACAGAAAGACUGCCUUUCAAAAUUUGGGGGACCUGUUUUCCAAUCUGAUUCUUUUUUUUUCCUCUUUCUUUUUAAAUUCGCUUUGUGAUGGUUAUUUAAGUCUUAGCAGGUUCCUCUAAGUCAGAGGUAUAUAAUCUGAGCUCCUAAGGCUUCCUGUGGCUCCUGAAACCCUGAGCAAUUCCUUGUUUUUUAACACAACAGGGAGAAAAAAAACACACAAGGCACUGGAAACAGUGUGAAGGGACCUGAAUUGGUUUCAUGUGGCGGAUUUGGGGGGGGGGGAAGAAAUAAAUAUCAUGCGGGAUGGGAGACCACCAGGAAAUUUUAGGGCCCCAGACUUAGCCCAGGCUAAGUCUGUGGCUGUAUUCUUGCCAAGAACAUUAUAUGGAUUUUGCCGCCUUCUGUUCACCCAGGGCUCAAAUCUGUCCCCAUCGAUUCUUGAACGUAUCUUUUUGGAUUGUCGAUAAAAUCGGAAAGGCCUGCAGUUCGAAUCCCUAGUACAGGUCGUCUGCCUGAGCAGGGGGUUGGACUAGAUGACCUCCAAGGUCCCUUUCCAACUCUGUUACUGUCACUGUAACCAACUCUGGCUUCCUACCAAAUUCCAGAUUUUUUUGGGGGGGUGGGGGGUGUUGUUUGCUUUUUUGUUUCAAUUGCGCAUCAAAUGAGAUAGAAUAGAAUGACAAAAGUUGGAAGGGACCUGGGAGGUCUUCUAGUCCAACCCGCUGCUUUCGGCAGGAAACUCCCUACACCGCUUCCGACAAAACGGUUAUCCGAUCUCUUCUUUAAAAACUUCCAGUGUUGGAGCAUCCACAACUUCUAGAGGCAAGUUUUUUUUUUCUAUUGAUGAAGAACUCAAGGCUUCUUUCUUAACUCUAGCUUCCAACAAAAAUCAGGGUUGGUUUUUUUUUUUUUUAAAUUUGGUUUGUUCGCUUGUUUCAAUUGCACAUCCCCCCAAAAAAUCUUCCCACCCAUCCUGUUUUGGUGUGACCAAAACAUUUCCUUUGACAGUGGAAUCUGCUGUGUAGAUAACCACCAUGUGAGUUACUCAGAUUUAUUUAUUUUUUUCUUCUAAUCCCUUUGGUCCCUCCGCGCAUAUCCUACAACGGGCGGGGCCUGGUGGGCUCCGUGGCCGGAGUCUUCGUUUUUGUCCACGCAAGGGGGUCACGCAAUCCCUUUGGGAUCUGACCCUUGCCGAAAAAUACCCAGCGGUCAAUGGCGGAGACGACAUUCUGGAAAUUGUCUCUUUCGGCGCCUUGUGUUGUUCUGUCAACAGCACUACUCAAGCAAGUGGGAAAACUUUUGCGAGAACCGUGGUACAGGAUAAAUACCGAUGUUUCUAUUCUGCUGCGUUCUAGAUGUACGUGUUUAAAAAAAAAUGUUUUUUUAAAUUUUGAAUAAUAUGGCUUGUGACAAGCUUCGGAAAAUGUUCCCCAGCUUCCUCGCGGGAGCAGAAAUUGGAGGCUUUGGUGUCUCCAAACUUUCUGCUUCCUCUCGCACAACUCCACAACAGCCCCGCUACCCUACUCUUCCUUUCGUUGUCACAUUGUUCGAAUGGUGACAUCCUCUCAGUAUUACGCUGCCUAUGUCGGUAAAAGCGUUUCCUACGAGCCCGUUUGAGGGUUGCAACCCUCCAAAUGUCAUUCAGCUUAAGCCACGCGGUGUUCAAAAUGUGGGACUUGUUGUAUAUAUAUAUAAAAAAAAAACCACGCGCCUGCAAGGUUGCGCAGGAAAAAAAAAAAAAAAAACAACCCAACAACAAGGCCACAAUGCAAUCGGACAGGGUUUGCUUGUCGAUUUUGUACGAAGCCUGUAAAUUGUACUUUUUCUAAAAUGUUGCCUGCUCCUGUGUGCGGUGUUUUAUCGACAACCUUGACGCCUUUUUGCCGAGUCUGGAUGUGAGCUUUU
Ahaetulla prasina is the source of this 5518-nucleotide messenger RNA. RefSeq names its product neuronal PAS domain protein 4 (gene NPAS4). Gene Ontology annotation, biological process: regulation of transcription by RNA polymerase II. NCBI's taxonomy places the organism in Eukaryota, Metazoa, Chordata, Lepidosauria, Squamata, Colubridae. The record is from RefSeq and is a predicted model, not a curated record. Gene Ontology annotation, molecular function: protein dimerization activity; DNA-binding transcription factor activity, RNA polymerase II-specific; RNA polymerase II transcription regulatory region sequence-specific DNA binding. The coding region runs from base 696 to 2996 and encodes 766 amino acids. The transcript is spliced from 8 exons.